AAAGCAGCCUAAUGUAGGAGAGAGAGAAGAAAAAACAGUGAAGAGAUCCCUCAUUGAGUCAUUUCCCAUUACCCAUUUCCCAAUUCUAGGGUUUCAUAGAGCUCAGGCUCGCACAACCAUGGACGCCUUAGCUCCUCAACCUUCCGACACCGACAUGAUGGAUGCCGGAGCUCCACCGCCUGAAAAUCCUCUUCCACCCGCGGCUGAUCAUUCUCAGACCCCGCCGUUGCAGCAACAACAGCAAGUUAGUAUUCCGGCGACUCUCAGCCAUGGCGGAAAGUUUAUCCAAUACAAUAUCUUUGGCAACAUCUUUGAGGUUACUGCCAAGUAUAAACCUCCUAUUAUGCCUAUUGGAAAGGGCGCUUAUGGCAUCGUUUGUUCGUCUUUGAAUUCGGACACGAAUGAGCAUGUGGCGAUCAAGAAGAUUGCGAAUGCGUUUGAUAAUAAGGUGGAUGCCAAGAGGACUUUGCGUGAGAUCAAGCUACUUAGGCAUAUGGAUCAUGAAAACGUUGUUGCAAUCAGAGAUAUUAUACCACCUCCUCGAAGGGAGGCAUUUAAUGAUGUAUAUAUUGCAUAUGAGCUGAUGGACACUGAUCUUCAUCAAAUUAUCCGUUCAAACCAAGGAUUAUCAGAAGAGCACUGUCAGUAUUUUCUCUACCAGAUACUACGUGGAUUGAAGUACAUUCACUCUGCAAAUGUUCUACACAGGGAUCUAAAGCCUAGCAAUCUCUUGCUUAAUGCCAACUGUGAUUUAAAAAUCUGUGAUUUUGGACUAGCUCGAGUAACAUCGGAGACUGAUUUUAUGACUGAAUAUGUUGUGACUAGAUGGUAUCGGGCACCAGAGUUAUUGUUGAAUUCUUCAGAUUACACUGCUGCUAUUGAUGUAUGGUCAGUAGGUUGUAUUUUUAUGGAGUUGAUGGACCGUAAGCCUCUAUUUCCAGGCAGAGAUCAUGUUCAUCAAUUACGCCUGCUCAUGGAGCUGAUUGGAACCCCUUCAGAACACGAGCUAGGGUUUCUCAAUGAAAAUGCUAAAAGAUAUAUUCGUCAGCUUCCUGCAUAUAGAAGGCAGUCGUUAGCUGAGAAGUUUUCACAUGUACAUCCAUCAGCUAUUGAUCUUGUUGAAAAAAUGUUGACAUUUGAUCCCAGACAGAGAAUUACAGUUGAAGACGCGCUAGCACAUCCUUACCUGAAUUCAUUGCAUGACAUCAGUGACGAGCCAAUAUGUGUGUCCCCCUUUUGUUUCGACUUUGAGCAACAUGCUUUGUCGGAGGAACAGAUGAGAGAAUUGAUUUAUCGCGAGGCUCUUGCAUUCAAUCCUGAAUAUCAUCAGGAGUGAAGACUCUGCUAUGGCUCACUUUUCUAUGCUCCUGUCAUCUUUCCCUUCUGUACAUAUAAUGUCCAGUCCGGAAUUGGAUGGAUUUGUGUUUUAGUAUUUAACUCCACAUAAUUCAGGGCAUUUAUGUUGGAAAAAUUGUCUGUAUGAGUGUAAUUUUAAUUAUUUUUUUCCUUCUUUUAAAUCUCAAGGGCCAUUGAAGCUACCUGUAAACAUUAUGUUAGCCAUUUGCUCACUUGUUCAUUUUCUUUUUCCACCCAUUAAUUGUAUUAGAUGUUUGUUAUGAAAGACAAGGUUAAUAUAGCCAUUAAUCUCAGUUUCUCCAUCCUAUGAUGAACAGUGUAUAAUAUUUCCAACUCAUGUACGCGCAAUCAUUAAUCAUUAAUCAUUAUGGCUGUGAUUGCUCAGA
Molecule: messenger RNA, 1742 nt
Organism: Spinacia oleracea (spinach)
Lineage: Eukaryota; Viridiplantae; Streptophyta; Magnoliopsida; Caryophyllales; Amaranthaceae
Product: mitogen-activated protein kinase homolog MMK1
Exons: 6
Coding region: 119-1336 (405 amino acids)
Biological process (GO): protein phosphorylation
Molecular function (GO): MAP kinase activity; ATP binding
Source: RefSeq, a predicted model, not a curated record